Messenger RNA from Gymnodraco acuticeps, 1135 nucleotides. Its product is annotated as Golgi SNAP receptor complex member 1-like. The record is from RefSeq and is a predicted model, not a curated record. Lineage: Eukaryota; Metazoa; Chordata; Actinopteri; Perciformes; Bathydraconidae. The coding region runs from base 40 to 789 and encodes 249 amino acids. Gene Ontology annotation, molecular function: SNAP receptor activity. The transcript has 9 exons. Gene Ontology annotation, biological process: endoplasmic reticulum to Golgi vesicle-mediated transport; vesicle fusion. Gene Ontology annotation, cellular component: Golgi membrane; cis-Golgi network; Golgi medial cisterna.
AUUUGCGACAGUUGGUUCAUCUUGGCGGCUGAUGGUGACAUGUCAACAAACAUGGCGACCAGCAGCAACUACUGGGAAGAUUUGCGUAAACAGGCCAGACAGCUGGAGAAUGAGCUGGAUCUCAAGCUGGUGUCCUUCAGUAAACUCUGCACCAGCUACAGCAGUAGCAGCAGCAAGGACCAGAGCACGAGAGACAGCAGGACUGGUUCUGUCGGCUCAUCUCAAGACAAUAUGCUCGUGGCCAUGACAACUGAGCUGGAGCAGCAAUUGGCCAAUCUUUCAGCAGUCAAUGACAAAAUGGCCGAGUACACAAAUACUCCGGGAGUUGUAUCGCAUAACGCAGCCCUGAUGCACACCUUACAGAGACACAGAGACAUCCUACAGGACUAUACUCAUGAAUUCCACAAAACCAAAAGCAACUUCUUCAGUUUGCGAGAGCGAGAGGACCUACUAGGCUCUGUUCACAGAGACAUUGAGUCCUACAAGAGCAGCACAGGAGUGAAUAACAGGAGGACUGAGCUCUUCCUGAAGGAACAUGAACAUCUCCGAAACUCAGAUAGUCUUAUUGACAAUGCAAUAAGUAUCGCCAUGGCUACCAAAGAGAACAUCACAUUUCAGCGUGGGAUGUUUAAGUCCAUUCAAACCAGGGUCACAACUUUGGCCAAUCGCUUCCCCACCAUCAACAGUCUCAUCCAGAAAAUAAAUUUGCGCAAGAGGCGGGACUCUUUAAUUCUAGGCGGGGUGAUCGGCGUCUGCACCAUCCUCCUGUUGCUCUACACUUUCCACUGAUUCGCUGAUCUGCUGACGGACCAUCGCUUUCUUAAAGAAAAAAAAGAUUCAUUGCAUUUUGAGGCAUUUUAAAUGUUUUCAUAUUGCUAUUUCCUACGCUUAAGCAUCAGUUUAACAAGUCUUAAUUGAAAUUGUUCAACUCUCAGUUCAGAGUUUAUUUAUUUUUGAAAUGAUGUAAAAAAUGCCAUCUUGGAAGAUAUAUAUUGCUGCUUAUAUCCUGUUGUAAUUGUAACUCUUUAUAAAUGUAUGAAGUCCUGUUUUACCUUGUGUACUGUUAACGUCAUACUUAUUUGUAAAGUAUUGGCGGCACUUGUAAAAUAAAGGUGAUGAGCUCACUUUCAAGUUU